This is a messenger RNA of Gigantopelta aegis, 3242 nucleotides long. RefSeq lists its product as uncharacterized. The transcript is spliced from 2 exons. The record is from RefSeq and is a predicted model, not a curated record. Bases 329 to 1165 code for a protein of 278 amino acids. NCBI's taxonomy places the organism in Eukaryota, Metazoa, Mollusca, Gastropoda, Neomphalida, Peltospiridae.
CAUUAUGGCGGAGUCUCACAAAGGUCGGGUUGGCUGUCGUUAACUUUGUCUGGCAUUUAUUAUAAUUUAUUCUGCGAUUUAGUGAAAACGCACCAGCCGCUUGACAUUUCGGGAUUUAUUAGUCAUGAUUAUUUGUGUGUGUGAGUCAGUCUCGUCCUUUACGACUUUUCUCUAGUAUUUUUUAUUUUUUAUUGACGCCAUUUUGUGAUUGACGAACAAAACAACAAGUCCACGAGCAGCGACUAAUUUUACGACAUUUCUUCCUUGAGUGUGUUGCUCGUAUGAGUUAGUCUAGUUGCUACGACUAAUUUUACGAUAUUUAUUCGUUAUGUUUGAUGUUCGCAGGAGUCGGUCUAGUUGCUACGACUUUGGUCUAGUACUCGUUUCGUGGUGUGUUAUUCUAAACUGGAAUGGGUGUCACGGAAUAUGCGACCCAGACAGCGGACCCAUAGGAUCAGUGGAUUGCUUGCUUGCUGCGCCGCGUUACGACUCCUACCAGUGGGGAACGUGUCUGAACGAUACGUAUAUAGAACAGGUUUCUAACGGAAAGCAUACGUGUCCUGACAGGACCUCUUACUGUUAUUAUCUCUGUAUGAACCAGUUCCAUGGCUCGAACGACGCGCGCGUCCACCCAGAAUGUGAAUGCAGCCCGUGGAUGACCCAGACAGAAACACAUCUACCCACGGCCGUGCUUAAAGCUCGUACAGCUCAAAGAUCCGGUCUUCCCGCGUCCUGUCAGAAUCCUGUUGGUGCUGAUUGCUCGUGGUACAGAAUGUGCUUAGAGAAGACCUUCCAAUGUGAAGGGUCACCAUAUCCUUAUGCCAUCACCUUUGCCGAAAAGAUGUGUCUCAAGUUUGGGAAGUCUUACUCCACUUUCAACUCAAAGGGACAGAAGUGGAUAAACGCAGUAAGAAAGUGUCUGCAGGUAACGCUGGCAACGUUUCUCGGAUCAAGGACGACAUUAUCAUGUGAAGAGAUCCAAACACGGGCAUUCGCUUCACAUUCUGCUUGUUACGUCCACCCCAGCCCAGGCGCACCGUCAUUUUGUCAGUUGUCCUUUAGAGAUUUAUGGAAAAUCUUUUGGACAGUGAAAAGUGCUAUAGCUCAGGCACCAGGAUUAAUAACAGAAGGAUUAUUUGAGGUAAUAAAAGGGUGUGUCUUUUAACAUUAGAACUAUGCUUACGAUACGUUAGAUUAAUCAGACAGCAACCAAAGAAAAAAAUAUGGAGCCCCAACGUGUCUGCUUCCUGGGAACAAUCGCACCUGUAGACGUGGUUGUAUCAGCGGUAUUCCUCAGAACAAUAACUCUCAAUCAGUACAUCAACACAAACAUGUUCAAUGUGUUGAUAUUGUAGUACAUCAACACAAACAUGCUCAAUGUGUUGAUAUUGUAGUCGUUGUGGUAACUAUCUUAAUAAAACAAAACUGGAUAUCAAAAACAACAAAUACAUAUUAACCGAUCUCUGGGGGAAAAUACUGUUUGGUGAUUUUGUUUUCAGAACAUAAUAUGUACCCUUCAUACACAAUCUAGAGUAUAAUAUACACCAAUAAACUAUAUGUCGGUUAUACUCAGUCUACAUUAUACCAUAAUUAUUCAUCUUCUAGCCUGGUUUACAACGUCUUCCCAAAGCUACGACUUUUUAUAAAAUCCAGUUGAUCUUUCGCUGACAAUUCCUCAAACUGCUGACAGCUUUACAUUUACCAUUUCUGUUGUGAUUGGUGGAACGAAAGAUCAUCUGGACACAAAAUAACUUCGGCGACAACGAUGGCGAACCAAACAGUCAGAAUGGAUCCGUCUCCAGUCCUAUAUGACAUUAUUUUCUAGACUCGGGGCUUUGAUAAGACAGUAAGAUCUCACAUUAGUCAGAGUGGAUCCGUCUCCAGGCCUAUAUUACAUUAUUUUCUAGACUCGGGGCUUUGAUAAGACAGUAAGAUCUCACAUUAGUCAGAGUGGAUCCGUCUCCAGGCCUAUAUUACAUUAUUUUCUAGACACAGGGCUUUGAUAAGACAGUAAGAUCUCACAUUAGUCAGCGUGGAUCCGUCACCAGGCCUAUAUUACAUUAUUUUCUAGACCCGGGGCUUUGAUAACCUUCCGUCCAUACAAAUAACAUGUAGUUUGAGUGUGGAGAUUGGACUAAAGCCUCGAGUCUGGAUUUAAAUGUUUUAUGAGCAUCACUCCAGAAUGCCCUCGCGAUGCUUCAAAAUGUAUCAUCACUAGUCUUUACCCACGUGGGUGUUCUGGUAAUACACAGAUUACAGACGUGGGUACUGCAUGGCAUUUAUUAUGCUCCCCUUGAACAGUGUCCCAAACAUAAUUUACUCAUUUGGUAAUUAAACAAUUCCCUUUUGCGAGUGUAAAUAUAUAGCAGUACACACACUUAAGACUCUUUAUAUUACAAAAAAGAGAGAAAAAAACGUACACAACUACAUACGAGAUUAAUUAUUUAUUUGUUUGUUUAAUGUUAUUUUUAAACGCACAUAUAUAUCUUUGUUAUUGAAAUUGUACAGUUAAAUAAUAAUGGCAAUAACAUGGUAAUUGUGAAUAGUUGUGUACUGUAUUUCUGUAUGUGUUUGUCGGUCUGUAUGUAUGUACGUACGUACGUAUGCCCGUAUGUCUGUAUGUGCCUAUCUGUCUGUAUGCACGUACAUAUGCAAUGCAUGCAUGCAUGUAAGCAUGUAUGUAUGUAUGUAUGUAUGUAUGUAUGUAUGUAUGCAUGUAUGUAUUGAUGUAUGAAUAUCUAUAUAUUGUAUGUAUGUCGGGUUUAACGUUUACAUACGUAGAUAUCAACGCACUGGCGCAGGGAAUAAUUAAAUCCUUUCUGACCUCACACAUUGUCUCAUGCCGCUGCUGGGACUCGAACCUGUGGCAUCUAAUCGCCCGCAACUUCCAGACUUGCCACUUAUCGAGCCAUUCAUACAAAGGAUGCUCUUUAACUCAACCACAUGCAUGGGGCCUACAAGCUACGCGGUCGAUCGCGCUUAUGUGCAUGAAACAGUGGGCAGACCAGGCACUGACUUGUAGGUAUGCAUGUAUUGAUGUAUGAAUAUCUAUAUGUUGUAUGUAUGUAUUAUAAGUAUAUGUAUGUAUUUUUGUGCGUACAUUCGUAUAUGUAUGUAUGAAUCUUUCUUCGCGGGUGCAUGUGUGUGAAAUUACCUUAAAAUACGUUACCUGGUCUUCAUUUUAUAUUUAAACUCGCCAGUUGUGUGAUUACUUUACUUGAAUAAAAGGUUUUAAUAUAAAA